Messenger RNA from Sphaerulina musiva SO2202, 3119 nucleotides. RefSeq names its product uridine-2'-O--methyltransferase TRM7. NCBI's taxonomy places the organism in Eukaryota, Fungi, Ascomycota, Dothideomycetes, Mycosphaerellales, Mycosphaerellaceae. Gene Ontology annotation, biological process: tRNA methylation; cytoplasmic translation. The record is from RefSeq and is a predicted model, not a curated record. Gene Ontology annotation, cellular component: cytoplasm. Bases 1 to 1134 code for a protein of 377 amino acids. The transcript has a single exon. Gene Ontology annotation, molecular function: tRNA methyltransferase activity.
AUGGGCAAAUCAUCCAAGGAUAAACGCGACGCCUACUACCGGCUGGCGAAAGAGCAAGGCUGGCGUGCGCGCUCUGCUUUCAAGCUGCUUCAGCUCGAUGAAGAAUUUGAUCUGUUCUCGGGAGUCUCGCGAGUGGUCGACCUCUGCGCAGCGCCGGGAAGCUGGUCGCAGGUCCUCUCGCGCAUCCUCAUCAAGGGCGAACGAAUUGGACGAGCGUCGUGGGAAGACAAGCGCCAUCACUAUCUUCUGCAGCAACGGAAUGGCAAUCAGGCACCAGAUGAGGCACCAGAUGUAGCCGCCGAGCCUGACCGAAGCCCGCGCUCCGACGUCAAGAUUGUGGCCAUUGACCUACAGCCCAUGUCGCCUCUGGAAGGCAUCACAUGUCUCAAGGCUGAUAUUACCCAUCCGUCGACCAUCCCACUCCUCCUCAAGGCUCUGGACCCGGACUACGACCCUGCAUCAUCAUCAUCAGCAGCAACGGAAGCAUCUCAUCCUGUGGACCUCGUCAUUUCUGACGGAGCACCAGACGUGACGGGCCUGCACGACCUCGACAUCUAUGUACAAUCCCAAUUGCUGUGGGCGGCACUCAACUUGGCGCUUUGUGUCCUCAAGCCUGGUGGAAGAUUUGUGGCCAAGAUUUUCCGUGCAAAGGAUGUGGAUGUGCUGUACGCUCAGCUCAAAACCGUGUUUGAAAGCGUCAACGUGGCAAAGCCGAGGAGCAGUAGAGCGAGCAGUGUCGAAGCGUUCAUUGUGUGCACAAAUUUUCGUCCGCCACCAGGAUUCAGGGCCAGUCUGGACGACCCUCUGGGUGUCUCUUCGGGCCACAGUUUGCAGCCUCAAGAGGAUGAGAGUCUCCAGUCAGAUGAGACUUGCCGCACCACCCGGACUUUGCGAGCAGAUGGUAUUACUGAAAUCAAUAUCGACACGAAUCACCAAAGCCAUCGUUGGAUUGCUCCGUUUCUCGCAUGCGGGGACCUCAGCGCUUUCGACGCUGAUGCGAGCCAUAAGCUGCCAGAGGGACAUGUGAGUCUGGACCCGGUCCAACCACCAACAGCGCCUCCGUACCGCAAGGCCCUCGAGGAACGAAAGAAGAUGGGUGGCGCAUACGGCAAGACGAAGCUUGGUCAUGUCUGAGGUAUCUACGCACCAGCGGCUCGACAUCAAGGGCUAUAUAUUCUAUGCCUUGGCGAUCAAUUGAUCUGCGUGUUUUUGGUACCGCGCGAGAACACGGUGGAUCUGGAUUCCGACAAGCCAACUUCUUCGGAAGCGCACAACGCACGCAUGGCUGUUGGAAGAUUACAAUGAGGCACGAGGGCCUCGAACUGGAGUUGAUGCUCAUAGGUUCAGAUAUCAAUACUCGGAGCCCUUCCGGAUUACCGUCAGCAAGCCGCCACCAGCCAUCGUGUGUAUCGAAGGCUUUUUCAGUAUUGUCCAAUCUGAACAAUGGCCAUCCUGCUACAACAGCACGUACACUAAGCAGAUAUCUCUUACUGUCCCCUAAUUACUAAGGAGACGGUAUUCGAGUCCAAGUCUUUUCCCCUCUUCAAGUUCACGUCGACUUGGCAAUAUCUCCAAUGUAUACACCGCAGCUAUACUGCACGUCCGAAUCCAGCCCUAGAUAACAUCGGACGGCGGAUAUCAGCGGCCUCGCGAGGACACCACAGCAUCCUUCUGAUCCUUAUGCCAAGGAGAUGCGUGUGUGAGGAUGAUAGAAUGUUCUCGCGAUCCCGCGGAGGUGCAGUGGAUAUACAGUUAGAGGUCAGGAGAGUGAAUUCUCGAGGGCUUAUUCUGUGAAGAAUAAGAAAACAAUAAUCAACUGGGAUGAUGCGCUCAACCGCAGCAAGAGAGAUUGGAGCGACGUACAAAGGCUAUAGGGCUUUGUGCUAUGUUGAUAUGCAGCAGAGGGUCGGCGCAUGCGCAGUUUCGUACGACGACGUCGGACCAUUGGAUGCAUUAUGCCGCGCUAGCCGUGGGAGAGUCCAACCUGACAAGCGUAUCCGACCUGGCUCUCCUCACUCCAUCUGUUGCCUGUUAUGGCCAUCUCCGUCAGCCCAAGGAGGCCAUCAUUGCAAAAUCAUGGAAUCACCACGAUCGAACACGAUACCCGCCCCCGGGCUUCAUCGCUGUCAUCUUCCCAGUAAUGCUGUUGUAGCGUCCAAGUCUCGAUAUGACACGGCAUCUGACAACAGCUUUCCAAUGAUGCUAUGGCGCACCACAGUCUCAUCAAAGUGGUAGAAGAAGAACGUCCUCACAGAUGUAUACUCCUUGCCACAGCACUCCCAUCACUGACCACAUCCAGCCGACCCAGCAGUAGCAUCUGCGGGCAAGCGAUGCAACAUGUCGAUGCUUGAUCAUGCAGUGCUCAAACGCAUGAAGCCCCUCGCAACAAACAAACGAAGCACCCCUAUCGUUUCGCAUCAUUCCGCAACGAAAGUAAGCAGCAGCAGCAGCACAUCUCUCCACUACCAUAUCAUUAUUGCCCCUCGCGUCUGUACCCUACUUCUUCCUCUUCAGAUUCCCGACCCGGCGUUGGCAAAGCCGAAAUCCUGCAGGCCAAUUUUAGUCUGGCGAAUGUUACACUAUUCCAGCCUCUCUUAUGGUGUCUGCAUGGCGUUGGCAAUUCUUACCAGGACUUGUAUGGACUGACAUGUAAUCUUGAGGUGCAUGCAUGCAUUCGCCACGGCAGGGAAAAAAAUCAAGAUGCGGGCUCCAUGAGUUUUGUGUUUUUUUUUAUUGUAGCCAGAAGAAGAAGAGGAAGAAGCGGAGGCGUGGUUGAGUGGUCACUUGCUGUGUAUGUGUGUGUGUGCAUGGUAUAAAGAUGUAAGGCAUACCUCUCACAACGGGAAUUCCUUUGUUUACACGGCAUCUCUCUGUCUCUGUCUCUCUCACUCUGUUUGAGAUCUCCCAACUUUGAGUUACUGUGCUAUCGUCCACUCUGGAAAUAACAUCUUCAUCACUGGGAACAGAAGAAAUACACUCCAUCCUACGACGACGACAAGAAGAACAACGGUUCCCUCUCGUGCAACCCACGCACGCUCCGUCAUCCGCUUCCACCAACCAAGCAAGAAAAAAAAUACAAGAAUCAUGCCCUCCUUCACCACCCUCUCAACCCUCGCCAC